UUAGCAUCGGACCUUACUGCAUCCUCGACACCUCCGCAGCAGCAAAAACAUCAACAACAAUAACAACAAUAAUAAUAGUAAUAAUAAUGAAGUUCGUGAGGUUCAUCAUGAAGAACGCCGCGUUGGCCAGCGUUCCUAAACACAUCGAGCAUUUCUCUAAAUUCUCUCCCUCGCCGCUCUCCAUGAAGCAAUUCCUCGAUUUCGGUUCCAUCAACGCCUGUGAGAAGACGUCCUUUGUGUUCCUGAGACAGGAGCUCCCAGUGAGGCUUUCCAACAUCAUGAAGGAGAUCAACCUGCUGCCCAACAAGCUGCUCACGACCGCGUCGGUGCAGACGGUGCAGAGCUGGUACAUCCAGAGUUUAAUGGAGAUCCUUGAAUUCCUAGACAAGAAUCCUGAUGACUUCAAAGUCUUGGGAGAGUUUGUUGACGCCUUGGUGACCAUCAGAAACCGGCACAACGAUGUGGUGCCGACUAUGGCCCAGGGCAUCAUCGAAUACAAAGAGGCCUUCCCUCAGGACCUGGUGACCAACCAGAACAUCCAGUACUUCCUGGACCGCUUCUACAUGAGCCGCAUCUCUAUUCGCAUGCUCAUCAACCAGCACACUCUUAUUUUCGAUGGAACCCUCAACCCGCUCCACCCAAACAUCAUCGGGAGCAUUGAACCCCAGUGUGAAGUCGGAGAUGUAGUCCAGGAUGCUUUCCACAGUGCCAAGAUGCUGUGUGACCAGUACUACCUCCGCUCCCCUGAUCUGAUCCUCCAGGAGAUGUGCAGCAAGAAGAAGAAGAACCUCCCUAUGAGCAUCGUGUACGUGCCCUCUCACCUCUACCACAUGCUGUUUGAGCUCUUCAAGAACGCCAUGAGGGCCACAAUUGAGACUCAUGACAACAGCAACACCCUCCCACCCAUUCACGUCAGGUUGUCCCUCGGAGACGAGGACAUGUCCAUCAAGGUGAGCGACAAGGGUAGAGGUGUCCCCUUUCGGAGGAUCGAGAACUUCUUCAGCUACAUGUUCUCCACCGCUCCGACUCCACAGAUGGGAGAGCACACACGGCCUCCGCUGGCUGGCUUCGGCUACGGUCUGCCCAUCUCCCGCCUCUACGCCCAGUACUUCCAGGGGGACCUGAAGCUCUACUCCAUGGAGGGCCACGGCACGGACGCCGUCAUCUACUUGAAGGCGCUGUCCACAGACUCCAUCGAGAGGUUGCCGGUGUACAACAGAACCGCUCUGAAGAACUACAAAGUGAGCCAAGAAGUGGACGACUGGUGCAUACCCAGUAAAGAGCCUCUGGAUCUGAGCGUCUAUAAGGUUCCCAAGUGAAAAUGGCCGACGUACCACGAAGCCUUCACAGUUUUCUUCAUAUUCCGAUGUGUGCGGCGGAACUUUUUUCCCUAAUGAGAGAGUCGUCUCCAGACUUAACUAAUCGUUUUAAAGUUAGUUUUUUUUUAGCAAACUUCAUUGUUGUUUUUAGCCCCGCCCCCCCUGUUGUCCUUUUGGACGGGACUUCGGGAGAUGCGGCUCCGGUGUUGCACCGUGUGCAGCGGAGAGGAAGGGCGUGGUCCGGGGGAGCUGUAGGAGAGGACCGAUGCAGAGGAGGGUUUAAAAUGUUCCCGUUUUAAGACGCCCCACACGCUGCAGAUGUUUGAGCAGCGGCAUACGGAGGCUUAGGAUCCUGCCGGAAGAGUCACCCCGAAGGCUCAUUUCAUCGAAAUACUUUAAGUAUCUGAACUAAUACUCGUGCUGCACCGAGAACUGUAAUACUGUGUGGAUCCGUAGAUCUGUUCAAAUGUCCGACUUUUAAAAUGGAGUCGUUGUUGUGCUCUCUGCAUGGAUUCUUUUCAUGAUUCUCAGUGUUUCGCGUCGACUGAUAAGGGACGGCGUUAUCUUAGCCUCGGUCUUUCUGGCUGAGUGCAGUCCAUUCUUCUUCUGUGCAUUCGUUUGCAUUCAUUACGGAGACAGAGAGAGGAUUGACAGAGCAGUGCUCUGUGAUGGAGCAUGCUUUUAGAGCCGGCCACAGGGGGUCGGCCCCACUUUAGUUAGUGAGGUUCAACCCUUCCAGCUGAGGCCGGUGUUAUUAAAACCACGGCAGGGACCUGGGAGGCCAGUCUCAGCUUGUUUAUUGCACUGUGCCAUAUGAGACAUAUUUCCAGGGUCCUUAAUGUGUUUGUUGAAAAUACACAGAUUUCUUUUGUAUUAAAUGUAUCUUGAGAGUUGAAAGGUUUUUUUUUUUAUAGCUAUACGCGACUAGAAAGAUUGUACAUUGUGUGAAUACAGUCUAAAUAAUAUAGAAAAACUGUAAAGUACACAAUGCUUUUGUCUGUGUGUCACGGUCUUGUGGUUGUUUGGGAAUGUGAGACUCAUGCAGCCUGAAGGCUGAGAGCCUAAAGGGAGUUCUAAUAACAAAGAAUAAGCUUAUUUUUCUCUGAAAAGAGGUGGAGGUGAGUGUUAGUAAUGCAGUAGUGAAAGAUAACCGCACAUUUACUUGUUGCUGUACUUGAUUUCGAGGUACUCGUUUUCCUACACACUGCAUAAUACACACUACAAGUUCUGUGUGUACUUUGGCAGCCUUUAUUGUGUGUGUCUACCAGUUGUGUAUUAUCAUUUGUGUGCUUUGCAUGACAUUGUGUUAGGGGACAGUACCUUUUUAUGUUUUUAAGAGCAUUGUUUUUAGUAAAUAUAUAUAUAUUUUUUUAUUUAUUUAAAGAAAAAAGACAUUUUGUAUAUUAUAAAUAAAAGGGUAAUAAGUUUAAUAAAAGGAACAAAAAUAAACUGGGGACAACAAAUAAAUCUCCCUCGUGUUAGCAUUUUUUUUUAAAGAAGAAAAUCAAAAAACGGACCACUGACUUUAAGAUUUCAUUUUUAAUAUGUAUGUAUCCUGCAGGUGUGAAUGAGGCUCAGUUUACAGCAGCGGCUGACGUGUCCAGAGAGCCACGGAGGAGUGAAAGAAUCCAGCAGUGCCCUUCUACUUAUCUUAUGCAAACACAGGGCUGAUACUAGACUCGCCAUAGCAACAGGGCCAGCUACAUUACAGCCACAGGAACAUCUAGUGUGUGUGUGUGUAAAACAUAAGGGGAGCAAUGCCAAUGACUCAUGUUUGAUUAUGUUUUAAAGAGCGAUUCACUCUGCACUUUUCAUUUUGAUGAUAGAUCCAAGGCCUUCACGUGAAUCUGCUUUAACCGUUUUUCACACUUCAACACUCCGUGGAUCAUGUCCAGAAUGUGCACUGACAGAAAGCACAAGGUUUACAGUUUUACGGCUCCGUGGCGUCAAAAUUAAUAAUAAAGUACUAAUUGCACGUCUACGUAUGCAACCAGUCAGUGAAAAUAACACCUGUACUAAGAUGCUGAUGAGGUCGUUUUCAGACAUUGGUUGAGUUUCUCCUCAUGCUGGUGUGAAGAGAGUGACUUUGAACAUUUAAGUUAAGUGUGAAAUAAACACUUAUAUUGGUAUAUAUGGUAAUAUGUUUGAAAAAGAACAUGCAGACAUAUUUAAUAUGUUCAUCAUGUGAUUUAUUUAUUUUAAUUUUAGCACUAACAUGGCCUCCGUCCUGUGAACUGCUCUACAGUAUGUAUGUAGACCCUGGUCACGGUUUCACACAUUGUCUGCUUCCUUUAUAUAUUUUUUUAACCUGUCAACAAAUUAAAAAAAUGUCUACAUUUAAACCAAAAUUGUUGAUCCCAGUGUCAUUCAGGUAUCCAAUAAUGCAUUCAGUUAAAUCAGCCUUUCAAUAUAGAGCCCUGGCUUCAAUUGUGUAGUUUUCUCACAAAUUUAUGAACAUGCAAUUUCCCUGGUGUCCACUAGGGGCAUCGCUGCUGUAUUAUGGAUCAAUGCACUGUUUGACAUAAUGCAUUAAAGUGUGUCAUAUACAACAGAG
This is a messenger RNA of Pseudoliparis swirei, 3873 nucleotides long. It is a transcript of the gene pdk2a, whose product is annotated as pyruvate dehydrogenase kinase 2a. The record is from RefSeq and is a predicted model, not a curated record. Gene Ontology annotation, cellular component: mitochondrion. Bases 87 to 1319 code for a protein of 410 amino acids. Gene Ontology annotation, biological process: protein phosphorylation; regulation of glucose metabolic process. Gene Ontology annotation, molecular function: pyruvate dehydrogenase (acetyl-transferring) kinase activity. NCBI's taxonomy places the organism in Eukaryota, Metazoa, Chordata, Actinopteri, Perciformes, Liparidae. The transcript is spliced from 11 exons.